Messenger RNA from Neltuma alba, 2614 nucleotides. RefSeq names its product kinesin-like protein KIN-13B. Gene Ontology annotation, cellular component: microtubule. Gene Ontology annotation, biological process: microtubule depolymerization; microtubule-based movement. NCBI's taxonomy places the organism in Eukaryota, Viridiplantae, Streptophyta, Magnoliopsida, Fabales, Fabaceae. The coding region runs from base 218 to 2329 and encodes 703 amino acids. The record is from RefSeq and is a predicted model, not a curated record. The transcript has 12 exons. Gene Ontology annotation, molecular function: microtubule binding; microtubule motor activity; ATP binding.
CCUAUAUCUUCGGUUCCACUCCACACCCACCACUGUACUGUACUUCUACUUUCUAUUCCUUCUGCGUCUGCUUGUUUCUUUUUGAUGCGGCAUUGUGUUGCUCCCGAUCGGGUCUGAUUGGAGCUGGAUUUUGGGCUUUAAUAGGGUUAGGAGCUGGGGAUACUGUAAAAGGUUUGAUCUUGUUCUGCGGCCGCGAUAGGAAGAGGGAGGAACGGAGAUGAACGGAGCUGGGAGACAGGGGCUGAGAUCUGCAGCGACGGGAGUGCAUCACCAGCGUCAGUACUCCGAUAACUUCAUGGAUAACUCGUCCAAUGGGAGGUGGCUUCAAUCGGCUGGUCUUCAACACUUGCAAACCUCCGGAAAUCCCAUUCCUCCACUUCAGGACUACAACUUCUAUGGAAGGGGUGGGCAGGAAAACAGAAUGCUAAGGAACGCACAGAAGAGCUUCAAUGGUGCGAGCGAUUAUUACAUGGAGCCAUCAACACCUCCAGGGAAUUAUCGGGCUUCUGGUCCGAAAAAGAAUGGUGAAGAUUCACCCAGUGAUUUCAGCCCUGGGCUGUUGGAUCUGCAUUCAUUUGACACGGAGCUUCUUCCUGAAAUGCCAGUAUCCAAUGUAUAUGAUAGUACUUCCUUGCAUCGACCUGUCCAAGAUAGAAGCUUUGAUGACUCUGAACCUUACAUUUCUGGCAAACAGACUGGCCGAGCUCGUGUUGCGGAAAACAAUCUCCUCAAAAGUUUUUCUGCAGACAAAGAGAAAUCUAGUUCUGUUGCAAAAAUUAAAGUUGUGGUUCGCAAGAGGCCACUUAACAAGAAGGAAAUUGCAAAGAAUGAGGAAGACAUAAUAGAGACAAAUUCGAAUUGUUUGACAGUACAUGAGACUAAACUUAAGGUUGACCUAACUCAGUAUGUCGAGAAGCACGAAUUUGUUUUUGAUGCUGUCCUGAAUGAAGAGGUCACGAAUGAAGAGGUUUAUAGUGAAACAGUGGAACCCAUAGUUCCAAUAAUCUUUCAACGCACCAAGGCUACUUGCUUUGCAUAUGGACAGACAGGAAGUGGAAAGACUUAUACAAUGAAGCCACUGCCACUUAAAGCAUCAAAGGACAUCUUGAGAUUGAUGCAACAUACUUACAGGAACCAAGGAUUUCAGUUAUUUGUGAGUUUCUUUGAAAUAUAUGGUGGAAAGCUUUUUGAUCUCCUUAAUGAUCGAAAAAAGCUUUGCAUGAGGGAGGAUGGUAAGCAGCAAGUUUGCAUUGUGGGUUUGCAAGAGUACAGAGUUACUGAUGUAGAGACCAUCAAGGAAUUGAUUGAGAAAGGAAAUUCCACGAGAAGUACAGGCACCACUGGUGCAAAUGAGGAAUCUUCACGGUCACAUGCAAUACUUCAACUAGCUAUCAAGAGGUCAACUGAUGGCAAUGAAUCCAAGCCUCCCCGUCUUGUUGGCAAGCUCUCCUUCAUAGAUCUUGCUGGAAGUGAACGUGGAGCUGAUACUACUGAUAAUGACAAACAGACAAGAAUAGAAGGUGCUGAAAUCAAUAAGAGCUUACUUGCCCUAAAGGAAUGCAUAAGAGCCCUUGAUAACGACCAGGGACACAUUCCUUUCCGAGGCAGUAAACUAACCGAAGUUUUGAGGGAUUCAUUUGUUGGUAACUCCCGCACUGUUAUGAUCUCAUGCAUAUCACCGAGCUCUGGUUCUUGUGAACAUACUCUGAAUACAUUAAGAUACGCUGACAGGGUGAAAAGCCUGUCGAAAGGGAAUACCACCAAGAAGGAUGUUUCAUCUACAAAUUUUAAUCCCAAAGAAUCAACUACCGUUCCCUUAUCUUCAAUUACUACAUCAACUUAUGAGGAUCGCACUGCUGAUACAUGGCCCGAAGAAGAUGAUGGGGAUGAGUUUAGUCCACCUGAAGAGUACUAUGAUCAAGUAAAACCAUCAUGGAAAAAAAAUGGAAAGAUAGAGCCAUAUGGCACCACCGAUGACAAAUUGAAGAAGCCCAAUGGUCAGACCCAGAUAAAAUGGAAUGACCUCCCAAAAGCUGAACCUAAGGUUGUGCAUUCAGAAGAUGAUUUAAAUGCUCUCUUAAAGGAAGAGGAGGACCUUGUAAAUGCUCAUCGGAAACAAGUGGAGGAGACUAUGAAUAUUGUGAAAGAGGAGAUGAACCUCUUGGUUGAAGCAGAUCAACCAGGAAAUCAACUUGAUGAUUAUAUAGUAAGACUAAAUGCCAUUCUAUCUCAGAAGGCUGCUGGCAUCCUGCAGUUGCAAACCCGUUUAGCUCAUUUCCAAAGACGUUUGAAGGAGCAUAAUGUUUUGGUUUCAUCUGCUGGCUACUAAUAUUAAUAAAGGACACAUAGUCUGCGAUGGUUAUAUUUCUGACGCCGAGUCCAUGCAUUCUGUGAUUCAAUUGAAAUUUAUCUGAAUCUGGCAUAUGUGGGAAUCUGGUUUGUGAUUCAUUACUCCGAAUCCUACUUUUUCCUCAGGGUAGCUGGAGCCUUCUUUUUUCUCCUUUGCCUUUUGAGCAUAUAGGCAUGUGUUGGUUUACCAGGCUUGGUUGUAUAAAGUUCUCCAUAAAUGCAAUUGUAGCUCUUAUUAAUUAGUCUACUGCUUACCCUGCGGUUG